GCCGAAGGCGGCCAUUAUACAUCCCAAACGAAUGAUCUGUCAAAAAUCGUACACAGUGAUCUGACGUUAUUUCAAAACAGUCGCCCUUUCUUUCUACCAGUGUCCAGUGGCCCUCAGUAAUUAUGAAACUGUCCGAAAAACAUUCUUGAGAAGAACACAGUGCGGAAGACGGAAAAUUGACUCAUUUUUCUAGAAGUGCUUUACAGUGGAAGAAAAUCGAGCGAGCUAGACAAAAAGAGAAGUCGGAUUUGUUUGUAAACAAGAGGAUUUUAACACUGCGUUCGGCUUUAAGUACCAGUGCCGUGGUUUAACACCCUUUUUAACUAUUAUUUUCCCAAAUCCUUCUCAAUCUUUAAAUUGACCUGUUUUAAGUCUCGUCCUACAAAGUUGAUUUUUUAUUUUCGUUUGGUUUUCACGUCCUACGUCGACACCAGUGCUGUGAUGUGCUCCAAGUUCUUCUCGUUCCAGGAGAAAAUUUGUCAUACCAGCCCAGGCGUAACACUACUACAUUCGAGACGAAAAGGCAUAUUUCUACAUCCAAAGAUAAUGUUCAGGAACUUUUGUGCAGACGGACCGUCCGAUUUUAUACCAAGUUCGAUUUUUUAUUGAAAAAAACAAAAUAUAUAUUUACAAAAGAAACACAAAUUGUUAUUUAAAAGACAAGAAGACAAAAGUUAAACAAAAACAACAAGAGUACAUAACCGAAAGAUUUGUUUUAAACAAAAAAAACCAUUGUUAUCUCUUAUUGAAAACAAAGUGUAUUGUUUUUGUUAUAAAAAAACACAUAUAUAAUUAUUUUUUCGUUUUUAAAUUUUACUUUAGUAUAUUCUAUUAAUUCAUAAAUAAAAAUGAAGUUGUUGGAAAGUUCGAGGUUCGAAGCUCUUAACAGUGCUCUCAGUUUCGAUUCGGGCGACAGCAAAAUUGUUGGCAGGAUUGAAAGUUAUUCGUGCAAAAUGGCCGGAAAUGACAAACAGUUUUACAAGAGGUUCAACUCUGAACAGGGGGUAAAUCCUAAUGAUCUCCAAGCUUUAUCUCCGCCCCAAACCGGCCUAGGGAUCUCACCAGGGCAGAGUUACUACAGCCGUAGUAUAUCUGGUGAUGAAGAUGGUCCUUUGUGCGAUACGAUCAGCAGGAAGACGCUUUUUUAUUUGAUUGCAACUCUCAAUGCAGCAUUCCAGCCUGAUUAUGAUUUCUCAACAGCGAAAAGUCAUGAGUUCAGCAAGGAACCUAGUCUUCAAUGGGUUAUGAAUACUGUGGAUAGCAAUUUAAGCGCAACAGUUGGAGAGCAGUACAGAUCUUUGCGUACCAACGUUUGGGCCGCAAUUCAAGACGAGAUCUCAAUGUCUGAUUGUGACAUUUACAGCUAUAAUCCAGAUUUGACGUCAGACCCAUUCAGCGAAGACGGCUGCCUUUGGUCGUUCAACUAUUUUUUCUACAAUAAGAAGAUGAAGAGGAUUGUGUUUUUCUCAUGCAGGGCUAUCAACCCGAUCUACUUAUUGGAUUCUGGGAUCGGCAGUGAUUUCACAAUGGACGAGGAUGAUGACACUUACUAAUGGAUAUAUGAAUAUAAAUGUUAAUAAGAAUUUUCAUAGUUUAAAAUAAUCCUUUUUAAAAAAAACUUUUAUCGCAAACUUUUUAGAUGUAACUCUUCUAAUGUAGAUAUAUACACGUAUAUAUUUUUAUUGUUGAACUAAUGUGUAAAAAAUUAACCUUUCAGAAAAAUUUAUUGUGUUUAUUUUUUCUUGUGGACAAGUUCUUUCAACUUUGUCUUUUCGAUAGAUAAAACAAGUCAGUGCAAGUUAACUAAAUAAGAGUUAGUUAUUUUUAUUUAGCAUAUAUUAAACUUAACUCAAAGUCAUUAAGAUAUAUUAUUUUAGUAUUUAUUUAUAUUUUUUUAAAAACUUAUUUUGUGUUGAAAAUAUUCAAUUGAUUAAAAAAAAUUUACUAAAAGAAUUUAAGUGUUCUUUAGGGCACAUGCUAUUAUUUUAGAUUUUUCUCUCCUUAGACUUUUAGUUGAUGUGAGUGUGUAUUGCUAUUUAGCUUUAAUUUUCCUUUCUAGAUCUCAGGUGAGAGAUGAUCAAAUCAGUCAAAACAUUUGUUUAAAUAUUGCUGAUUUUACACCAGUAUUUUUGAGUAAUUUUAUCUAUUUGACUUUAUUGUAUAGUGGAUUUAAAAAAUACAAAUCACCCUGUUUGUAACUUACGAGGCGUUUAGUAAAUAUAAAUUUGAGUUUA
This is a messenger RNA of Cimex lectularius (bed bug), 2234 nucleotides long. RefSeq names its product repressor of RNA polymerase III transcription MAF1 homolog (gene Maf1). The record is from RefSeq and is a predicted model, not a curated record. The transcript has 6 exons. Lineage: Eukaryota; Metazoa; Arthropoda; Insecta; Hemiptera; Cimicidae. Gene Ontology annotation, biological process: negative regulation of transcription by RNA polymerase III. The coding region runs from base 849 to 1553 and encodes 234 amino acids. Gene Ontology annotation, cellular component: nucleus. Gene Ontology annotation, molecular function: RNA polymerase III core binding.